Molecule: messenger RNA, 4507 nt
Organism: Amphibalanus amphitrite
Lineage: Eukaryota; Metazoa; Arthropoda; Thecostraca; Balanomorpha; Balanidae
Product: coiled-coil domain-containing protein AGAP005037-like
Exons: 20
Coding region: 7-3219 (1070 amino acids)
Cellular component (GO): cytoplasm
Source: RefSeq, a predicted model, not a curated record
CGGAAAAUGUUUGUGCCGGGAGGAUCGCGGCCGGGUCGACUCUGUGUCGACGGAUCCAUCUACGACGCGGUGCCGCCCGAGUGGCAGGCGGCGCGGCGACGGGCGGCGGAGCAGACCCAUCACCCGUCAGAGGAGACCCACCACCCGUCGUUGGAGGCCCACCACCCUUCGGAGCACACCCAGCACUCGUCGGUGACCGGUCGGCGACACUCGUUCCCAGGACUGAACUUCGUGCCGCUGACGACCACCGAUGCCAUGGAUGGGGACAGUAACCGCAGCUCGUCUGAUUCGGAGCGGACCAGCUCCCUGGCCCGGCCACCGCCACAGGGGGGCUGCCAGCCGCCGCAGCUGGACCGUCGCAGCUUCCCGGUACCGCAGGGGCUGAGCCGCAGCAGCCAGCCGGUCCGCCAGCAGCAAACCCCAAUGCAGCAACUGCAGAUGCGUGGCUACUCGACGCUGCAGCCUUCCUCCACCAUGUUCGACGACGACCCGGGCAUCAUGUCCGAGGCGGAGACCUCGUCGACGGGCGGAUUCCGGCGUGGAGCCAAGGUGCGCUCCUCGCUGCCCGUCGUGCGGACGCCCUCCAAAACCAUGGAGCGGCCACUAGGCGUCGUGUUCCUGCAGUACGGCAACGAGACCAAGCGGGCACUGCUGCCCAACGAGAUCACCUCGCUGUACACCGUGAAGGCGCUGUUCGUCCGCAGCUUUCCGCGCCAGCUCAACAUGGAGUACCUCGACUCACCCGCCUGCAAGAUCUACAUCCUCGACUCCAGCAGGGAUAUGUUCUACGACAUGGAGGACCUGAGGGACAUCCGCGACCGGUCAGUGCUGCGUAUCUUCGAGACGGGAGGAGGUGCGACGCACCAGCCGCCGCCGCCCGGCCACUCAAACGGCGGCAGUGCCUACGAGGACAACAGCUACUUCAGCGAGCCAGAGUUCGACGGCGACUACCAGAGCCAGCACGUGCACAAGGCAAAGGGGAAGAGUCGCGGCUACGACCUAUUGAACUCGUUUCCGCCGGGAGCGCGGCCGCCGGUGGGCACGUACCCGCCUCGGGGCACAACUGACGCCACCUCCGGCCGCCUCCAUCGUCCUGGUGCCGGCCCGCCGCCGAAGCCGCAGCGGGCGGGGUACGCGCGCGGGGCCCGCUCUGUGGGCCCCGUGCCGCGCACGCAGACCGGUGUGCCGCCGCGGGGCCCCGGCGGGCCCUCCGUCUACAUUGCCGGGGACGGCGAGUUCGGCGGCUCACCGGAGCGGGGCCGCGGCGGGCCGUACCCGGCCGGGGCCGGCUACGACGACCCGUACUACGGCCGGUUCCCGCCGGCACUCGUCGACGAGGAGGCCAGAAACGCCGGCUUCUUUGACACAUCCGCAGCACGUCGAACCGAGCCCGUCGUGCGGUUCAACGACAAGGUGCGCGUCGAGUCGAUGGAACGACAGCUGGCAAACCUGACGGGCAUGGUUCACAAGGCGCUGAACGUGCCGCCUCGCGCACAGCGCGCCCACUCGGACCUGGAGUCGGGGUACCGCAGCGACCGCGAGCUCUUGUACCCGUCGCGCAGCACCAGAGACAAGUCUGUGUCGUUUGAGAAAUCUGUCAGCUUUAGUGACGACCCGCACGGCCCCAACAAGCAGCACUCUCCGACACAUGCCGCCGACAAGGUUCCCGUGAAGCCAGCCAUCAAAUCGUCCACGCUUCCACGCAUGUCAUCACAAGAGCGCAUCAAGCCGGCGCCGCCGCCGAAACCGAUCCAGCUGGUUACUCCGGACGGAAGGCACAACAUUUACCGAGGUAACCUGCACCUCUCGCCGGAGACGUACAACCAGCUGCGGUGCCUGCAGAAGAAGGCCCGUGACCUGCGUCAGGAGAUGAGAAAACUGCGCCGGCUCUCCCAGGAACACUCGCUGGCCGUUCGGGAAAUGAUGGGAGAUACUUUUUCAAAAAUACGGGUGUACUUGCUGGCUGACAAUGACAUGAGAUUAGGAACCGUGGAUCCCGAGGUCCUCAAGAUCAGGAAAGAAGAGGAGGCCUACCGGGAAGUUAUUCAAGGCAUAGAGAAGGACCUAGGGGAGGUGGAGCACCACGUGGAGGAUCUCCGAAGCAGCGUCAUCAACCGCCAGAGAAGGGUCAACCUGAACGAUGUCGAAGGCAUGGCGCUGAUGCUCACCAAAUCCAGCAAAACGGUCACCGAGCUUCAGAGGAGGUUUCCGGAGAUGGAGCGCAGCCUGCGGACUCUGAUCAGCCUGGAGCGGGACAGAGUGCAGCGAGAGGAGAGCUUUCUUGGAGCGGAGCCCCAGAGGCUGGACAACGCACUUCAACGAAUAAAGAAACUAUCGGGAACCCUGGUGACUUUAAAACGCCUGGCAUCGGUUCAGGACCAGCGAGUUCCCGACCACGAGGAGGCCCAGACGGCGGCUGGCAAGUCGACAGACUCGACUGGUCAGCCGGCGUCCACCGCCGCCGCCGCGGGCGACCAGCCUUCCGCCGCCGCCGCGCCGCCAUCAGCCGCCGCCGGAAACCCGCUCGAUGCUCUUCUGAGUGAGCUGCAGACAUUCAGCCCCGAGCGGCGGCCCGGGGUGCGGCCGGCGCCGCUCGGCGGUCGCACCUCACCGCCGCGCGAGGAGGCGGCGCCGCGGCCCGCGCCGCCGCCACCGCCGCCGCGCACCUCCUCCAAGUCGCCACUCAUUUCGCCGAGCUCGCCGCUGAGCCCGCACUACCCGGCCGCCCAGCGCGCCAAGCUCUCACUGCCGGCGGACAACGCGGGCGGCACCGGCACCGGCACCGGCGUGCGGCACCCGGCACCGCUGGUGAGGACCAACUCCGAGCCGGGCGCCGCCGCACUCUCCUCCACGCUGGCUCUCAGCGACGAGAACCUGCGCCGCGACGUCGCCUCCUCCAACUCGUCCAGCAGCGAGAGCGUCAACUCGCAGGAGGGCCUGCAGCGGAGUACGCCAGAACGGACCGGCGUGCUGUCGCGUUGUCGCCAGGAGGCGCUCGAGCGGCGCGAGACGGAGCUGCGUCGCAAACAGCAGGCGUUGCAGCAGCAGUACGCGCGGCUACAGGCCAUGAGCUCCGCGCCCCGGGCCAACGACGUCAAGAAGACGGGCAGCGAGGGUGACCUGCCGACCAAACUGGGUGGCCUGAGUCUGGCGCCGGCCACCACUGGGGGCUCGCUGUCCGACCUGAGCACGCCGGCCGCUCAUCAGCAGAACGUCUGAGCGGAGCGGACGACCCGCGACCCGCCGCGCAGUCAGCCCGGAGGGGGUUCACGCCGAGACCACCGGUUGUCUGCUGAGCGGCAUAGCUGGACGCCAGGACGGGAGGCGUGCGUCGGGUGAGGGAUUCGGGAGGAAGAAUUGACUCAAGCUUUCAUACUCGCUUCGUGUGCGUUGGUGUUCUAGAUAUGGACGGGCGAUGGUAGAAUUAACUGUAGCUUUGACUUUAGCCACUUGUCAACCUUCCAGGUCCUUCCCCUGAAGUCUGACUCUGUGACUUUCCGGGACGACAAACUCGUAAAAGAAAUGAAUUCCUUUCGUCACAUUUGUCGACAAGAGGAACCUAGUGCAAUUUGAAGUUGACUGGUGCUACGCAGUUGAUUCGGAAGCGUUAUUGUUCGUCUGUGAAGCUGAUGACGGAGGUCCAAGCGGCAGCUGUUGGCAGCUAGUUCUCCCUCACGGGCAGUGAUUUUCUUACCGACUGAUUGGUUUAUACCCUGAUUGUUGACUGAUGUGUCCUCGCUCAACGCUCGCCUGUGCCAUAUCCGUGAGACGCGUCAUCCGUUAACUAGUAGAAGAUUGGCAGAUGGUAGAGGAAACGGCCAAUGAGUUGAUGGUUAUCGAAAGUUAGCACGUCACAGCCUGACGCAGGAGCUGGGGGUACUCAAUGCCAUAAGCAGUAGACAUAAGAAUGACUUUUCAUUGAAGCUCGACAUCGUGUUGGCUGACGGUGGCCAAUGUGCAGAGGCCGCUCCUCGCGUAGUGUUCUCUCCCCGUGUGUAGCUCGCUCGCACAAUCACCCGUGACUUCAUUUUGUGGGCGACAGAGGACUCCCAUUCCUCGAUGUGGCGUAACUAGCGCGACGAAACAUGAACUGCGACAUGGGCGUGCGCACGUGACGUUUGUAUGUCUAGACCAGCGACCAGUGCCAACAUCAGCUUCAGCCUGCUCAUACCCUAGUCUAGAGCCCUGACCUUCCCUCGGACCUGCGCGCGGCUCGCCGCGGACGGCUUGUGAUGGGCCUCUGGGAGUGAGAGGCUCAGCGGGCGGGCGCGAGACGCGUGAUGUGAUCUGUGAUGAGUGAUACUCAGUAGGUACUCAGCAGCGCGGUCCUCCGCGCCGGCCAGCGGCCUCCACCGACAAAUCAUCGCCCGACAGAUACUUCCCAGCGCGAGCGCAGUGACGACGACGACAAUACGUGGUUUCAGCCAUUGUUUGCAUGUUGUAUGGGUGAAUGUUGACAUUGGAGGCGAACAAAGUUUCUAUGAGGCGCAAUACAUUUUGGUUGGAU